This is a messenger RNA of Beauveria bassiana ARSEF 2860, 1062 nucleotides long. RefSeq names its product vacuolar protein sorting-associated protein 74. The record is from RefSeq and is a predicted model, not a curated record. Gene Ontology annotation, biological process: retrograde vesicle-mediated transport, Golgi to endoplasmic reticulum; Golgi to plasma membrane protein transport; Golgi vesicle budding. The transcript is spliced from 4 exons. Gene Ontology annotation, molecular function: phosphatidylinositol-4-phosphate binding. Gene Ontology annotation, cellular component: cytosol; Golgi cisterna; trans-Golgi network. The coding region runs from base 1 to 1062 and encodes 353 amino acids. Lineage: Eukaryota; Fungi; Ascomycota; Sordariomycetes; Hypocreales; Cordycipitaceae.
AUGUCCAGCUCAGGCCUCACGAGACGCCGCGGCGCUGGCGGUGCUGGCACUCCGGUCGCCAACGACGGCGGCGAGGGCAGCAACGCCGCCUCCAGGACUAAUUCGUCCUACAACGUCAAGGAUAAUGGCCCCGAGACGAGCUACGAAAGCGGCGAGAACGGCCACAAGAUUGCCUUUGAUCCCCGAGAUAUGAGCGAAAGCGCCGAGCGCAGCAAGCAGCCGAAGCUGACCAUGAUGGAGGAGAUUCUCCUGCUCGGACUCAAGGACAAGCAGGGCUACCUCUCCUUCUGGAACGACAACAUUUCCUAUGCGCUGCGAGGAUGCAUCGUCCUAGAGCUGGCAUUUCGCGGGCGCAUCAGCAUGGAAAAGGACCCCUCGCGACGACGCUUCCCCCCCGCUGAUCGCAACAUUGAAGUGAUAGACGAUACUCUGACGGGUGAGGUCCUCCUCGACGAGGCCCUUAAGAUGAUGAAGCAGAGUGAAAAGAUGAGCGUCAGCUCGUGGAUUGACCUGAUGAGUGGCGAGACGUGGAAUUUGAUGAAGAUUGGAUACCAGCUUAAGCAGGUCCGCGAACGCCUGGCCAAGGGCCUCGUCGAUAAGGGCAUCUUACGCACCGAGAAGCGCAACUUUUUGCUCUUCGACAUGGCCACGCACCCCGUUGCCGACGGCGGCGCCAAGGAGGAGCUGCGCCGCCGCGUGCGCAACGUCCUGACGCAGCGCACCGUCGUGCUCGGCGACAGCCAAUUCUUGCCCGAGAGCCUCGAGCUCCGCUACCUGCGCACCAUCUGCAUGGUGUGCGCCGCCUACGCCGCCAAUGUCCUAGAGAAUGCGCUGUCGACGCUCGGCCACGAGGCCCGCGAGCGUGCGUUUGCCCAGACGGACGAGCUGCUCGCAGAUUACAGCCAAUGGCCCUUUGGCAAGAAGGCGACGACCAACGGCAUCGGCGCCAACCUGCCGCAAGUUAUUGGCGAGGAGAUGAGCAAGGCCAAGGACAGAGAACUGCAACUGGAGGUUGUGGCCGCGUGCUUGAGCGUUUUCACCCGUCUCGACUCGCUUUUGUAG